This is a messenger RNA of Cicer arietinum (chickpea), 1111 nucleotides long. Its product is annotated as expansin-like B1. NCBI's taxonomy places the organism in Eukaryota, Viridiplantae, Streptophyta, Magnoliopsida, Fabales, Fabaceae. Gene Ontology annotation, cellular component: extracellular region. The record is from RefSeq and is a predicted model, not a curated record.
AAGCAAGUAGCCGAGAGACAAUAGAAUCAAAGUUCCUUUUAUGCACAAUGUCAAUAACUUUUAUUUUCAUGUUUGGAAUGUCAAAGUUGGUAACAUACUAACAUUGACCAGAUUCUCUAUAAAUAGGAGAUAUCCAGUUCCCUCCAUGCAAAAUAAGCUCUCCUUACCAUCCUGAGUUCUGACUGCUUUAUCCAUUCUGUCCUACAUGGCACUCUCUCUUUUGUAUCUUGUUCUCCUUGCCACCUUCCUUUUCAUGCAGACUCUAGCAGAUACUUCAUGCACCGAUUGUUUUGUUCAAUCUCGUGCAUCAUAUUACCCAAAUUCUGACGAAAAUGGCACAGAUGCUGGUGCAUGUGGAUUCGGUUCCUUUGGUGCUACCAUUAAUGGUGGGGAUGUAUCGGCUGCAUCUAAUCUUUAUCGAGAUGGAGUUGGCUGUGGCGCUUGUUACCAGGUGAGGUGUGCCAACAGCGUUUAUUGCUCAAGCAACGGUGUCACUAUAGUUUUAACUGACCAAGGCUCAGGUGAUAACACUGACUUCAUUCUUAGCCAACGAGCCUUUGGUGGGAUGGCUCAGACCAAGGAUGCAGCUGCUUCUCUAUUAGCUCUUGGUGUAGUCAAUAUUGAAUACAGACGUGUUUCAUGUAGCUACCCAAAUAAAAACAUUACUAUUAAGAUUGAUGAAAGCAGCAGCAACCCUCAUUACUUGGCUUUUGUCCUAUGGUAUCAGCAAGGAAAGAGAGACAUAACUGCUGUGCAGCUCUGCGAGACUCAGAACUUUGUCUGCAAGUUACUGGAUCGGGAUCACGGUGCAGUCUGGACAACUACCUCUCCACCGAGUGGACCUUUGUCUUUAAGGAUGUUGUUUAGUACUGAAGAUGGAGAAGAUACAUGGGUUGUUCCGGUUAACAACAUACCAGAAGACUGGAAGGCUGGAGACACAUAUGACGCAGGGGUACAAGUAGACCAGUAGAGAAGCAGUAAAAGAAAUUGUUUAUUCAUGUUAUUAUCCUGUUAUGAAAGAAAGAAAUAAGUCAAAUUGUUUAUUCAUGUUAUUAUCCUGUUAUGAAAGAAAGAAAUAAGUUGAAAUAUCAAGUACUCUUUUCGAUUUCAA